Molecule: messenger RNA, 1713 nt
Organism: Triticum turgidum subsp. durum (durum wheat)
Lineage: Eukaryota; Viridiplantae; Streptophyta; Magnoliopsida; Poales; Poaceae
Source: the annotation of a GenBank genome assembly
AUGGGGUUCUGGAUGGGCCUGGCGAUGGGGGUCGCCGCCGGCGUCGCGCUCAUCGUCGCCUUCGCCCGCUGCGAGAACUCCCGCGGCGCCCGCCGCCGGAAGCUGGCUGCCACGGUUGCCACUUUCUCUAAAAUGACGGUCGAAGAUUCACGCAAGUUACUUCCAGGUACCCUGUACCCAUCCUGGGUUGUUUUCUCUACGCAGCAAAAGUUAAAAUGGCUGAAUGAGGAGCUCAACAAAAUAUGGCCCUUUGUGAAUGAGGCAGCAUCAGAACUCAUCAAAGCCUCCGUUGAGCCUGUUCUUGAACAAUAUAGGCCAGUGGUCUUUGCUGCCCUCACGUUCUCAAAACUCACUCUUGGUACUGUUGCACCGCAGUUUACUGGUAUUUCAAUCAUUGAGAGUAAUGAAGAAGGUAUUGUUAUGGAGCUAGAGAUGAAUUGGGAUGCCAAUCCAAGUAUCAUAUUGGAUGUAAAAACUAGACUUGGGGUGGCAUUACCAAUACAGGUGAAGGACAUCGGCUUCACGGGAGUUUUCCGCUUGAUUUUCAAACCGCUGGUUGAACAACUGCCUUGCUUUGGAGCUGUUUGUUUUUCUCUAAGACAGAAGAAAAAACUGGAUUUCAAACUGAAGGUCAUUGGUGGUGAUAUUUCUGCUAUUCCUGGAAUUUCAGCUGCUCUUGAGGAAACUAUAAAAAAUGCUAUUGAAGACUCAAUAACAUGGCCAGUAAGGAAAGUCAUUCCUAUAGUACCUGGGGACUACAGUGAUCUGGAGCUGAAGCCUGUGGGUACAUUGGAAGUCAAGCUUGUGCAAGCUAGAGAUUUGACAAACAAGGAUCUGAUAGGAAAAUCGGAUCCUUUUGCCACUUUAUAUAUCCGACCAUUGCCAGACAAAACCAAGAGAAGUAAAACAAUUAACAAUGAUCUCAAUCCCAUUUGGAAUGAACACUUUGAGUUUAUUGUUGAAGAUGCUGAUACUCAGAGCGUGACAGUCAAGAUUUAUGAUGAUGAUGGUAUUCAGGAAUCUGAUCUGAUUGGCUGUGCUCAAGUUAGCCUGAAGGAUCUUCAACCUGGCAAAGUGAAGGAUGUCUGGCUGAAGCUUGUAAAAGAUUUGGAGAUUCAAAGAGACAGGAAAGAUCGUGGUCAGGUGCACCUUGAGCUAGUCUAUUAUCCAUAUAACAUGAAGGAUGAGACUCCAAAUCCUUUUAAACAACAUUUUUCGAUGACUUCCUUAGAGAGGACAAUGACAACUAAUGGAAAUGGAUCAGCGAGCAAAGAUUAUGGCAGGUUGUCAUCAAGGAAGAGAAAGGAAAUUAUCCUGCGAGGGGUUCUCCAAGUAACUGUGAUAUCUGGUGAAGAUCUGCCAGCAAUGGAUAUGAAUGGGAAGUCUGACCCAUAUGUUGUAGUUUCUCUCAAGAAAACAAAAACCAAGCACAAGACAAGGGUUGUGAAUGAAAGCUUGAACCCUGUUUGGAAUCAAACUUUUGACUUCGUUGUCGAAGAUGGCUUACAUGACAUGCUCAUGCUGGAAGUUUAUGAUCACGACACUUUCAGUAGAGAUUACAUGGGGCGGUGCAUCCUGACCUUAACUAAGGUUUUGAUCGAAGAGGAUUACACCGACAGCUUCCCGUUGCAGGGAGCAAAGACCGGGAGGCUGAAGUUGCAUCUGAAGUGGUCGCCGCAAUCAAUCAUGCGUGAUUCGGGAGAAGCAGCUUAA